Anopheles bellator is the source of this 5303-nucleotide messenger RNA. RefSeq names its product phosphopantothenate--cysteine ligase (gene Ppcs). Bases 468 to 1415 code for a protein of 315 amino acids. The transcript is spliced from 3 exons. Gene Ontology annotation, cellular component: nucleus; cytoplasm. NCBI's taxonomy places the organism in Eukaryota, Metazoa, Arthropoda, Insecta, Diptera, Culicidae. Gene Ontology annotation, molecular function: phosphopantothenate--cysteine ligase activity. The record is from RefSeq and is a predicted model, not a curated record. Gene Ontology annotation, biological process: coenzyme A biosynthetic process.
GUGUGAUUAGGUAAAGGUGCCACUGUUAUCUGUACCGAAUAUCAGCACAUAGUGGUUGACCCUUGACCCUAGUCGCUGUGCUCAUAUCGCGCUGCCACUCCCGUUGCCGCUUGUGUAGCAUAUCUUUACUAACCGACCGAAGGUAAAGGUGGCUCAACAAUCUGUUUUUUGUGCUAUCUGAACAACCUCUUCACGGACCGUGUGUAGCACCAAGUUUUGGGUCUUCAAAAGAGUAGCAAAAGUGAUGAUGCUGUGCUGCUAGAGCCGUGGUUUCAAUUUGGUCUGGAAUCUUUCCUGUUUUGCAUCACUUGAGCACCAACAUCUGAGCAGAAUUGGAAAGCUGUCGACGCCAACAAAUCCCAGCUUCAUUAAGCUCUUGUGAAGACGGUGGCAGUGUUUUCAAAUCGCAAGAGAAAAACGAAACGCGAUUCUGGCUCAUCGCAAGCCUCAUCACGGCAGCUGAAAACAUGACGUCUCACUGGGAGGACUUCUAUGCCACCCAUUUACCACCGAACUGUUUCGAGGAUAACCGAUCCCUGCUAAAGGAAUUCUGCGACCGUCACUACAAACUGAAGAGUAACAUCGUGCUUGUUACGUCCGGUGGUACUACUGUUCCGCUGGAACAUAACACAGUUCGAUUCGUCGAUAAUUUCAGUGCAGGCAAUCGAGGGUCAGCGUCUGCGGAGUAUUUUCUCGAACAUGGCUACGCUGUCAUCUUCAUGCACCGCACAAAAUCUCUGGAGCCCUUUUCGCGUCACUUCACCGGCCAACAAUUGCUCGACAUGCUGGAAUUACAUGAGGAGGGUAUGAGCACCACCAUCACCGUUAAACCUGACUCAGUGGAUGUUCUGGCACCGGUGCUCGACAAGUAUAAGAAUGCGCAAGAAACGCAUCGGAUGCUGUACAUAACCUUCACCAGUGUUGUCGACUAUAUGUGGUUAUUGCGUGCUGCCUGUGAGUCGCUGGCACCGUUUGAACGAAACGCGGUCCUGUUUCUAGCGGCAGCCGUAUCAGACUUCUAUGUACCGCAGGACGAAAUGCCAACACACAAGAUCCAGUCGGGGCAUGGAGCUCCAACGAUAUCGCUACAGCUUGUACCGAAGAUGCUGGCACCGCUUGUAAGCCUCUGGGUACCGCAUGCGUAUGUUGUGUCGUUCAAACUCGAAACCGACGAGGCUCUACUGAUCGCCAAGUCGCGAGAAAGUCUUAAUAAGUACAAACACAAACUCGUCAUUGCGAACAUACUGCAAACACGCAAAAACCGGGUUGUGUUUGUUACACCAAGCAGUAAUUACGAGAUUGUGCUUACCAAAGAUCAGGCCCUGACUGGGUUGGAAAUCGAGGAACCGAUCGUUGCGGAUGUUGUACGACGGCAUCAGGAUUAUGCGCGCGAACCCGAGCAACAAACGCAAUGACCCACGCGUUCAGGCAGACCGCCAUCUAGCAGUGCGAUGCAAGUCGACUGCCGUGUCACGCUGCCGCACUUCUGUAAAGUUCUAAAUCCAGGAAGAAAGUUUUAAGUAAAGUGAUUGUACAUCCAAAAUUGACUAAGAAAAUUAAAGAUCAGUUGCGAAAUCACAGUAUCAUUCGAACUCUGAAAGUACGAGCAAAACUGUCGUUAAAGCUAUCGGAAGGACAUGAUGUUGACUUUCACAUCGUUUGUAAGACCUGGGCGGGUAAACAUGAUUUGCAUUUCAUUAUUAGUUCUGUUAUUGAUCAUUGUUUGCUUCCUUGUAGUGUCAAACAUAAGGAAAGAAAUAGAUUGUAAAAUGAACUAUUAACUGGUUACACGGUGCUUGUAAUAGAAAGAUCGGGUAUAUGGAAAGCUAAACGCUUGGAAGGCAAAACACUUAACGAUGAGCCUAUUAGUUAGAAACAUGCAAACAUGUAUCACCCAUCGAAAACAUUCCACCAACAUGAGCUGGCUGGCACAGUUAUAUUAUUACUGAUGUAUCACCUGUUGUUUACGUUCAAUGUUCUGAAUAACUGUAGUUACUCAUUUCUACAUUACUUGAGUUGCGUUGCAUCAACUGCUACCGUGCGGCAUAUGGUUUGAAGAUGAUGUAAAGUCAUAACUCAUCGAUCGAUCGCUAUCCGAUCGAUGAAAGAAGUGUUUCUUUGCUACUGUUAAACCACUUCAAUGUUUAGACACUACAAAAAGAAAAGAACGAUGUUAAACAAGGUGCGCAGUAUGAUGAAAACACCAUAAAACGCUAGUGUCCUUCUUACAUGAACAAAAUGAAUGUUGGCCACCAAUUUAUAACAGCAAAACGCAAACAUUGUUUAUCAACGGUAAUCCUGGUAGCAUGCACUGUAUCAGUCCCUACGACUAGAUUCCUUUGCCAAGAGUUCCUAACCAUCGGUAAUGUGGUUUUUUAUGUUUUUUAUAGUAUCGUUCAAACAUGAACAAUGGGAAAUUGUAUUCGUAAAUUCCGUCGUCAUCCCACCAAAUGUACGAAGUGCACGAUUGUUACUUAAAUAAGUCUUAAACAAGACUGAAAUGGCGCUUAAUGAUAGAUUCCUUCUUCUUUACGCUAUCACACCUUGUUUCAUACACGGUGGCAAUUCUUUUGCCUUUAACGAUGCGUAGUAUUGUCUGGUUAUGCUGUUCUCUAUUGUCUACCGUUUGCGGUCAAACGAUUAGCUUGAUCGCUCCAAUGAACGUUCCGUCACUACUACCCGUACACUGCUUGCAAGUUAACACUUCUAGGAUGUACCAAAACUCGUCGAUAAAUGUGCAAGCUGUUGCGAGGUAUAUGACAUUCGUAGGAAACUUAAUGUGUCUCCUUAUGAGUUUUUGAGCUUAUCACUCAAGACUAGAUAAAAACCAAAAACGGUUAACACCGAUGUCCGUGGCCUGUUUCCAAACAAGGCCCUUCUUAUAACACCUCUACCUUUUUAAGCUACCUUUAAACGUUAUACAAACUCACGCCCUCAAUCAUGUACAAGUAAGUAACACUCAACAAGUGACAACUAAAUCGAGCCAACCGAAGAAGGCGGAACAGCCGAGUAGCCGAUGGUAGAUGAUCCUAACACUAGAGAGGCAUGAGCUUCAACUGCACGCCUACUUAGAUGAGCUAAUGGAAUGAAAACAGUAUGCAGCAUAACACCGAACGAAUGGACGAAGGAAAUUAUAUACAUUUAUAUACAUCAACAGCAUAUAUACCCGACGGUAUGAAUAAAAAAUAGCGUGCCUCCUUUUAUAGCAUGAUAGACGAACGGAACAAGAAAGUUGUUGUUUAAAAACGAUAAACUACCUACCAUCACAAUAUUCCAUUAGAGUUGGUGUUCAAAAAUCAAUACAAAUGUUGGAACCUUAUCUGACAGAGUAACGUAGUAACAUUGUUUUCAGUGGUACGAAUCUACACGAUCAAACUUGCUAGGAAAAGAUCAUUGGCAAAGCUUUUGUGAAAUGUUCCAAUUACAGAAAACCACCUAAAAGAAAGCCAACGUAAAAAAGCUAAGCUAAACUUAAAAUCAAAUCCUCGUGACACUGAUGUUGAAGAUUACAUACACAACUAACUUGCUUUUACAUAUCAAUCAAUUCCUUGAAAUCAAAACAAACUCAAUUGGCUUAGAAUGACUAAGCCAUUUUAAAGUAUUUGACAAGUUUACUUGAAUCACAUGUUCUUAAAUUCCUUGCCGUUUUAAAAUACUGUCACUGAUUCCGAACUCUGGAUUAAAUAUCAAUGACUAAGAAAUGCACUGAACUUUCAAACCCCCUUGAUUUACAAUAAUAGCAAUAUGCAUUGGACACCGAUAUUGAAUUACAGCCCAAAAAGGUAGUAGCAUCUCCUAAGAAAAAGAAACAAGGAAAUAUCGACAAAGGAAAGGCUAUAUAGACAAAAGUAUCAAAAUUCUCCGUAAAACGUAAAGGGAAAUUGUGCAUGUAAGUAAAAUAUAUUAAACAUGAACAACUAGAACCUUCAUGUCGGUGUUAUGUAGUCUGUACAUGGUGAAUAACAAUGAUUCUCAAGCACAGUUAUUUGUUUGAAUUUAGGUAAACUCUUUGUUGUUAAAAGAAUACGACACUGUUGUUAUUUAAAUAAAAUUAAUAAAUGAUUCCUCUGUUACCAUUGCAAAAUUAAUUUACAAAGCUAAAACUACAAAGUCAAAUGGAAUAAAAUCAGUGUGAUGAAUGCCAGUGGAAGACAUGAAUUUUAUGUUGAAACAUCACAUAAAUCAUAGUAAAAAGAAUACUUGUUUGUUUUCCAACAAACCGUCAAUGCAGCUCUUCUAUUUAUCCUAUGUUGCUGCGGAGCAUAUACUCAUAAAACAUACUAAUUGCAAUUAGUAAAUGGAAUUAGUGAAGUGUGUUUUAAAAUGUGAACUGCAUAGCAACCAAUAGAUUAUGUGCGAAGCAGGCGCUGGCGUUGUAUAAAGAAUAAGUAUUUGAAAGGUAAUGUUGUAGAUUGAUUGAACGGAUUGUGUAGUACUAGCUGUAGUACCCUGCAUAAAUUGUUCGUUAUAAGGAGGGAUGAAAAUCAAUGAAUAAAUACUAUUGUGAACGCGAUACAAUGACCAGAGAGUCAGCGUAAUAAAGAACCAUACCUAGCCUAGUGGAUUUAGAAUGCUUACAGAAACAGGCGGUCCCUAUACACCCGUAGCAUAGAGAGCAAGUAAUGCUUUUCUACUUUGAGUUUUGGGACUGGUAAAGGAAAUCGAAAAAGAUGUGCCACAAAAACAACUAACGAUGUCUAUGAAUUGACUAUUUUUUGUUCAGGCAAUUACAGGAUUUAAAAAAAACAACCAAUCGACCAAUAUUACCAAUAAUGGCGGAUAUAUGAGCAAAACAACAAUAUUACUCAACAUUCGCAAUCACAUCAGUCAUAGGAAUCGUGCGCAAUGUGUUUAUCGGUUCGGCUAUCCAUUUUUUCUGUUGUGUUUUCUGAUAGAAAGUGUUGUUUUCUAACUUUUCGGAAGGCCCCAAGGGGAAAUGCAACAUUCAGGGUACUACCAAUGCCAAAGGGAUACAAAGUCUCCAGACGCACUUUUAACGUGCGGAUAAUUUGAAUGAAUCGUGAAACACUGAAAUACACUAUUUUCAUUUUUUUCAAACCUUCAAUUGUUUUGUGCAGGUUGGUCGAUCAGGUCAUACCACCAUGUAUACAAUUUCGUUCGCAGUUGAUUAAUAUUGCUUACUAGGACAAAACGAGAACGGUUUGAACAAAAGGCGCAUGAAACGAUGGAACAACACGAAAAGUAUUUGUUUAUCAGUAAUGGAAUCGAAAUGUAUACAUAUUUAGCAGAAACGUAUAGAUAUACUUAUACAUAUGCAAACACUUUAUAUACAUACACUUAUU